CAUCACAGUCAUGCACUCCUUAGGCCUCGUGGUCCUCCUAGCAGCGGCGGUGGCAGCGGCGGUCGUACCUGCCACCACUCCCCAGGACUCCCUGUGGCGAGGAACUCCCAUGGACGGCGUGGUACAGGACCUGGAGGCCGCCUGCACAGACAAGAACGACGGGAUAUCCUGCAUCAAGUACAAAGUCUUAAACCUCAUCGACCAGGCUCUCAUGAAGGAUUCUCUACAGGUGUCAGAGGGAGUGUCACUGGUGAAGAACACUGACAAGCCUGAGCAAGAACCCACAGUCGAGGAGGGUGAGAGCCCCAAGGGUCUGGAGAGCCGCGGUCUGUUAGACACCUUGGAGAGCUAUGUUCAGAGCCACGACAUGUUGGUACGUCUGCCGAGAGCUCUGGGCGGUCAGACCCUCGCUGUCAGCGCCCGCAACAUCGACGACAACGAGAUAGCACUCGCCCUCCGCGACAAUCCGGAGUCUGAAGCCCAGGUUGAGGAGAGGAGCCGCAAACGCCGCAAGAACAAGCUGAAGAAGAUCCUGGUGCCGAUCCUUGUGUUCGUGCUGCUCAAGGCCAUGACACUCAUCCCUCUGGCUAUCGGCGUGUUGGGACUGAAGGCGUGGAACGCUCUGCAGCUCAGCUUCUUCUCCUUCCUCAUCUCCAUCAGCUUGGCGAUGUUCCAGCUGUUCAAGAAGAUCGCCAGUGAUGCACCGCCUCCGGCCGCCGCCCUGCACGCUGCCCCCUGGCAGGACUACAGCCAGUACGCCGCCGCCCGAACUCUCCUCGUCAACUCCCAGGAGAAGGAUGUGGACGGGCAGCAGCUCGCCUACAACGCCUACACGUCUCAGUGAGUUAGGUCUGAAGAAGACAGCUCUUUUGUGGACAUCUCUUCAUCAGUCAUCAAGAAAUCUAUUUAUUGUUUUAGAUAUUUAUUUAAAGAUCCUGUGUAUAGUAAAAUAUUUUUGUAAAUAAACUGAACCAAAACA
Messenger RNA from Macrosteles quadrilineatus (aster leafhopper), 979 nucleotides. RefSeq lists its product as uncharacterized. The record is from RefSeq and is a predicted model, not a curated record. The transcript is spliced from 4 exons. NCBI's taxonomy places the organism in Eukaryota, Metazoa, Arthropoda, Insecta, Hemiptera, Cicadellidae. Bases 11 to 844 code for a protein of 277 amino acids.